This is a messenger RNA of Trichoplax adhaerens, 1452 nucleotides long. RefSeq lists its product as uncharacterized. Gene Ontology annotation, biological process: transmembrane transport. The record is from RefSeq and is a predicted model, not a curated record. The transcript has 3 exons. The coding region runs from base 1 to 1452 and encodes 483 amino acids. Gene Ontology annotation, cellular component: membrane. Lineage: Eukaryota; Metazoa; Placozoa; Uniplacotomia; Trichoplacea; Trichoplacidae. Gene Ontology annotation, molecular function: transmembrane transporter activity.
AUGGAUUUAUCAAGGAUCCGAUAUGAUCGAGUGAUGAUUCGGCGAACGACAGCGUUUAUAGUCGCUUUGAUGGGUAUGGCGAUAAGUGGUACAUUGUAUGCUUUUAGUGCCUUUGAGCCAGCCUUCAAGAAGACUUUCGGUUACGAUCAAUCGGAAGUUGAAACAAUUUCGGCAAUGGGAAAUGUCGGCACCUGCAUAGGAUUUCCGGUAGGAAUAUUCUUCAAUCGAUACGGUCCGAAGUGGACUGCCUUCCUGGGUCUGAUUGUUUACAGCUCAGGAUACAUGCUAAUGUGGAUGAGUGUUUUACUCAAAGAUUACUUCUCUACAGCGUACGGUUGGCAAUGUCUCUUCUACUUUAUUGUCGGCCAAGGAAGCACCAUAACAUACAUGGCGUGCUUAAUGACGACAAUCAAUAAUUAUCCUCUUCGGCUACGAGGAACCGUGGUUGGUUGCGUAGAUGCAAUGUAUGGUGGUAGUGCGGCAAUAUUUGCUGCUAUCUACGCAGGUUCAUUUGUUAACGGACAUGAUAAUGGCGACGAAGAAAAACAGAAUCUCAAGGGAUUCUUCUUAAUGUGUGCAAUUGUAAUCGUCAUUGUUAAUAUUUUAGCAAUAAUCUUCUUAAAAUUAUUACCUCCUGAUGAAGAAAUUUUAUCAGUGAAUGUAUGUACACAAGAUAGUGUAUCAACUAAAUCGAAUGACUCAUGCUUUGAACCUGAUAAAGAUACUGAUGACGCUAUCCUUGGUGAUAUGGGUGGCUUUUCCAUUCUAAUCAAUCUUGAUUUCCAAUAUAUAUUUUGGAUUGCUAAUAUUGGUGGUGGUGUUGGUUUGACUUAUAUGAAUAACGUCUCAUCUAUUUUAGAGUCUUUUCAUUUAGGUAAAGAUAAUGGAUUCCUAUCGACUUUAACGCCUGUGGCAAGUUGUGUUGCCCGUAUUAUCGCAGGUUACGUCUCUGACCGACUUAUUCACAGAGUCCCUCGAGCUACUAUUUUACUUUUCUGGUUGAUACUAUUAGCUGUUAUGCAAUUUAUUUCAAUGUUUUUCCUGGGUAGUUAUGCUGUAUUAGUAUUAAAUUCAAUCGUUAUUGGAGCUUCCUUCGGAUCGAUUUGGUGUUUGACACCAACUAUGAUAAGUGAGUUAUUUGGUACCAGAAAUUUUGGUUGGAAUUGGGGUUGGAUGAUGCUAAGUACUGCAACAGGUACAAUCGUUUAUCAACGUGUUUUUGCAGCAAUUUACCAGUUCUACAUCAGACCAGGUGAUGGUUUAACCUGUUACGGCUUAAAAUGCUAUCGCUGGACGUUUAUGAUGGCAGCAGUUACUGCCGUUUACUCUAUCAUUUUAACGAUCAGACUAAUACAAAGAAUUAAUGAUGCAAUAAAACGUAAGAAAAGCCGAAGAGGUAGUGUGGGAUGCAGAAAUAUUACAGACUCCAAUAAACAUCAACCUGAUGCCUAG